CAAAUAGCCUUUUAAAAAGUGACAUUCGUGGUCCUUGGUCUGAGCAUCCUAGUGGGAAACCUCAAUCUAAGGAAAGCGUUCGUCUUCCUGCAGGGAUAUCAUCAUCAUCAGUUUCAGUUCUUUCAAAUGCAACUUCAUCAAAGUCUUCUCAGAGACCCUGGUUUUGGGUCACCGAUUGGCAAAUUGAUUUUACUCAUCCACGUGUGGACUCGCAAGGAUGGCAAUACUCUAAAAGUUUCGAUGACCCUGAUGGAAUGUGGACUGCAACACCACAAUCAAACAGUGGUAGUUGGGUCCGAAGAAGAAGAUGGGUGCGUGUUAUGAAACGUCGUAUGGAUCUUACUGAGAAUGGAUUACAACUUAUUUCAAAUAAUGAAAAUGAUACAUCGGAUUAUAUUGAGAGGGCUGAAUCUAUUGUUAAAAAAAAUUCUGAUAAUAAUAGUAAAGGAAAGGCUGUUGACCUUUCAUUCUCUGAACAAUUAGCGAAGUAUAAAGAAGCAAUCGAGAUUUUAUCAUCAGGAAUUAAAAUCGAUGAAAAUGCACAACGAAAACAAGAAGCCAUAUCGUUAGUUAGCACUUUUAUGCGGCAUGCUGAAUAUUUAGAAAAUAUGGUAAAGGGAAAUGAUGUCACUCCACGAAGUCCAAGUCUCCAUGAUGUACCGAUGACUCCAAAUUUGUCAAAGUCUCCUUCUCCCAUUCUUCCAUUUAGAUUAGAUUUAUCGUCCAACAUCCCGAAAACAACUGAUACGGAAAUAAUUACUAAUCUUAGAGCACCAUCAACAGCAAGCAUUGACGUGAUUGAAGAUCCAUGGAAAAACGCUUUUCCAAGUGAAGAUGUUGGUAAUGCUCAACCAUCAAUUUAUGAGAAUCAAAUAGUAUCUCCAACCAGAGCACAUCCUCAAACAGGUAUCAAUAUGACAAAUGCCUCCGGACAUUCAAUAUCUUCAGGUUACAAGUGGGAAAAUGAUGAAGAUGUAAAUGAAUGUCGUCGAUGUAAAGGGAGGUUUAGUAUGUUUGUUAGAAAACAUCACUGCAGACGAUGCGGUCAAGUAGUAUGCGCUAAAUGCUCCAGUGCACGAGUUCUUUUGCUACCUCAACAGGUUCUCAUUAAUCCUUCUGGAAAUGGUGAAAUCAGUCAAACUCCUCAGUAUCAUCGCGUGUGUGAUACGUGUCGUUCUUCAAUAGGUCCUACUCCACGCCCACGGUCAAAUAGCUUCACUUCUACUUCAUUGGUUGGAGGUGCAUCAUCUGUUAGUAACAGCAGACGUAUGAGUAGUAGUUCAACCAUGACUGAAUGCCCUGCUUGUAACAUAACGUUAAGCAAAGUUGGAGGAAAGGUUGCCCAAGAAGAACACGUCCAGCAAUGUUUAGACAAGAAUGGAAAUAGCGUUAGCGGUUAUAAAUAUGUGGGUGAGCAGAUUUUGUCAGUUUGA
Molecule: messenger RNA, 1433 nt
Organism: Dentiscutata heterogama
Lineage: Eukaryota; Fungi; Glomeromycota; Glomeromycetes; Diversisporales; Gigasporaceae
Source: the annotation of a GenBank genome assembly